CGGGGGCGGCGGCAGGUGGGCGUCUGCAUGCGGUGGCUGCAAUGGACUCGGCCAUGACCGGAAGCUGCGACGACCUGGUUGCCAUGGCGAAGCGCCUAGAGAAGGCCAACCUCUCUGUUGACGGCGUCAGCGUGCAGGCACGCCGCAAGAGCAGUCUGCGUCGUCGCCGCGGCAACAACCGCGGAGAUCUCAUGCUGACCUUGAAGGCCAAGGAGAGGACGCUCAAGGACAAGCAGGUGGAGCUGGCAGCGAUCGAGAAACUCCUGAACUCGGCGACGUCUGCAGAGCUGCGAGCGUGGGUGGAGCAACAACCGGCCACCGCCCCCUCCGCAUCGGACCCCUCCCCCAACCCCUCCCACGCAGACGCGGGGGCGGGCCGUCGAGACAAGCCUUCCAAGAAGCGAACGGUCGUCGCCAGGGAGACGGAGGUUUGAGCGCGCGUGAGUCGUCGCCGCGGCGACGGCGUCAACGGUACUCCGAUGCUGCGUCGAUUCGAUAAUUCGUCACUAGCGACGGCUGGUUCCGGAUGGUUUGCAGUUUUCCGGAUAGUUC
Molecule: messenger RNA, 552 nt
Organism: Priapulus caudatus
Lineage: Eukaryota; Metazoa; Priapulida; Priapulimorpha; Priapulimorphida; Priapulidae
Exons: 4
Coding region: 42-434 (130 amino acids)
Source: RefSeq, a predicted model, not a curated record